UUUAAUAAUAAUUAAUUUUCAAAUUUCAAACAAUUAUGAAUAGAAAAUAACAAGCUCCUGUUGCCUAAAAACCAGUUGGGAAAUAACAAUAAGUCAGUCGAAAAUAAUAGGACAGACCUGGUUUGACUGAAGAUGAAAUCGAAGAGAUUAAGGAAGCUUUCAAUUUAUUUGAUACUGAGGGAACAGGGAAAGUGGACCCUAGAGAAUUGAAGGCAGCCAUGUAAAGUUUAGGAUUUGAUUAAAAAAACCCAACUAUCUUUAACAUGAUUGCAGAAUUAGAAAAUGAGGGAAAUGAAAUUGAUUUCGAUUAGUUCUUAGAUGCCAUCACUUCCAAGUUAGGGAACAGAGAAUCCAGAGAUGGAAUCAAUAAAAUAUUUGAUCUUUUUGAUGAUGAUGGCAGUAAUGCUAUUAACUUGAACAAUUUAAAAAGAGUGUCUAAAGAAUUAGGUGAAACUAUGACAGCUGAAGAACUUGCAGAAAUGUUAGAAAGAGCAGCUUCAAAUGGUCGAGAAAUCUCAAGAGAAGACUUUUAUAACAUUAUGGUCAAAAGAACCUUCUGAUAUAUAUAAUUCAUAGCAGUUAGUUAUUAUUUUCAAAUUAAAA
Paramecium tetraurelia is the source of this 603-nucleotide messenger RNA. RefSeq lists its product as uncharacterized. Gene Ontology annotation, cellular component: myosin II complex. The transcript has 3 exons. Gene Ontology annotation, molecular function: calcium ion binding. Lineage: Eukaryota; Ciliophora; Oligohymenophorea; Peniculida; Parameciidae. The record is from RefSeq and is a predicted model, not a curated record.